Anopheles funestus (African malaria mosquito) is the source of this 8611-nucleotide messenger RNA. RefSeq names its product protein mini spindles (gene msps). Gene Ontology annotation, cellular component: spindle pole; kinetochore; centrosome. The record is from RefSeq and is a predicted model, not a curated record. NCBI's taxonomy places the organism in Eukaryota, Metazoa, Arthropoda, Insecta, Diptera, Culicidae. The transcript is spliced from 8 exons. Bases 634 to 6975 code for a protein of 2113 amino acids. Gene Ontology annotation, biological process: centrosome duplication; mitotic spindle organization; establishment or maintenance of microtubule cytoskeleton polarity. Gene Ontology annotation, molecular function: microtubule plus end polymerase activity; microtubule plus-end binding.
UUUUUCAGCGGGUAAUGGUUUUGGGCCGGGGGUAAUGAAGAAAUGGAUGGUGGAUGUGGUGGAUGUGUCGCUCUGUUUUCAUAAGGCAGCAACGAUUGACAGAGAUGAAGAUAUGUAGAGAAAUGACGGAAUAAAUAUCCGUACCUCUCGUGCAUUUCCUCGGAAGCAAAUCAGUGCAAGCGGGGAAUGUGUCUGGGGUGUGCAGAGGGCCAGAGAGAAGAGGAAAAUGCGCCGCGAGCAGCGUAUGCCAAGACGGUUUCGUUUUCGAACAAUACUACCAGUAAAGAGAGCAGCUGAAACAGAGAGAAUGGCCACCACACACAUGUUUGUCAUCGGGAGCGAGAGCAGCUAGUGCUAGAGCAGUGCAAUGGUGUUUUCCUGCUGGCUGGAUCUUCCGUCUGUGGAAAUUGCAGCAAAAAUAGGCUAAAAUCGGUUGCUGAUCGUCUCAUGGGUACGUGCCAGACCCGCAGUCGCUACCUGUACGUGUAAAUCUGGGUUUAUAGUGCGCGUUGUUGCGAUUGCGGCCGGGCGCGACAAAUCAACAGAGCUUGAGAAAAUAAUUUAGGCAAAUUAACAAAAAAGACACAAAAAUUCACUACUUUAACUCACUGACCUAGCCGUGAAUAAGAAACGAUGGAGGAGGACACGGAAUACAAGAAGCUCCCGAUCGAUGAACGGUGCGUUCACAAGCUGUGGAAGGCCCGUGUCGACGGGUACGAGGAAGCGGCCAAACUCUUUCGCACCAUCGACGACGAAAAGUCCCCGGAGUGGAACAAGUUUUUGGGGUUGAUCAAAAAGUUCGUCGUAGACAGCAAUGCGGCCGCACAGGAGAAGGGCCUCGAGACGACGCUCGUGUUCGUGGAGAACAGUGGCAAUGCCGGCAAGACGGUCGGCGAAGUGAUGGGUGGCAUCGUGUCCAAAUGCAUCGGUGCACCAAAGACGAAAACUAAGGAGCUAGCGGUGCAAAUCACACUCAUGUACGUGGAAAUCGAGAAGCAGGACACCGUGCUGGAAGAGCUGCUGAAAGGAACGGAGCAAAAGAAUCCCAAAAUAGUUGCCGCCUGUGUCAGUGCCGUCACGCUGGCGUUGCGCGAGUUUGGCAACAAGGUAAUCAACAUCAAACCGAUCGUGAAACGUUUGCCUGCCCUGCUGAGCGACCGCGAUAAGACCGUGCGCGAUGAAUCGAAAACCUUGACGGUGGAAAUUUAUCGGUGGAUUGGGGCAGCGUUCAAGUCACAGAUUGCUUCCUUGCCGGCCGUGCUGCUGGCCGAGCUGGACACGGAGUUUGAAAAGAUUGGCAACGAAAAAGCUACCCCGGUGCGGUAUUUGCGCUCGCAGCAGGAAAAGCAGCAACAGAUAGCGGCCUCGGCCGUGGAUGGUGUCGAGGGUGAGGAUGAUGGUGAUGGUACGGAGGGCGGGGAUGUCCGGGAAGAGAUCGAUCCCAUGGAUUUGAUCGAUCCGGUUGACAUAUUGUCGAAAUUGCCGAAAGAUUUCUAUGACAAGCUUGAGGCGAAGAAAUGGCAGGAACGUAAGGAAUCUCUGGAAGCGUUGGAAACGUUACUGCAAAACCCCAAACUACAGCCGGGCGAUUAUGGCGAUGUAGUGCGUGCGCUGAAGAAGGUAAUCACAAAGGACACGAACGUGGUACUGGUGGCACUCGGUGGCAAAUGUUUAGCUAUGUUGGCGAAAGGAUUGGGAAAGAAGUUCAAUACCUAUGCGGGGGCUUGUGUUCCAGCAAUUUUUGAAAAGUUUAAAGAGAAAAAAUCGAACGUGGUAACGGCACUGAGGGAUGCGAUUGAUGCCAUUUAUCCCUCCACAACGAUAGAAGCUAUUCUGGAGGAUGUGCUCGAAGCACUGGGGAACAAAAAUCCUAGCGUAAAGAUGGAGACAGCCUCCUUUCUGGCACGUUCGUUCACCAAAACCCUACCUGCCGCGCUGACGAAAAAGGUGCUUAAACCACUAAUAGCAGCGCUGCUGAAAACGUUGAACGAACCCGAUCCGGCGGUACGAGAUGCGUCGGCAGAUGCGAUCGGAACCGCCAUGAAGCUGGUCGGUGAGAAAAUAAUCGCACCAUAUCUGACCGAGGUGGACGCAUUGAAGAUGGCCAAGAUAAAGGAAAGUUGCGAUCGGGCGGUCAUAACGGUAAAGAUUCCGGCUGCCCGUAAAGAACGUCCUGCAACGGCCCCGGCUAAAGCGGUAACGACGAUUAAGAAGGCACCGUCGGAGACCAAAGUUGGUGCAUCCGGAAGCGGUGGUUCGGGUGGAGUUCAGCGACCCGCAACAGCAGCGACCGUCGUUAAAAAGGUAGUAUCAGGUGGUGGUCUAAAGAAAAGUGCUACGGGAGGUGCUCUCGGUGGUGGAAGAGCUAGCGCUGGUGGGGCUAAAGCAGGAACUUCGGCGGCGGCACCAAACACGGAAAAAGAUCUAUCACAGGAAGAGAUCGACGAACGGGCGGGUGAAAUGCUACCGCCCGACGCACUCGGAGGACUGAUGGAUGCGAACUGGAAGACACGUCUCAGUGCGGUAGAAUCGUUUGCCGGUGCCAUCGCGGGACUGGAAACGAAACCAGGCCUGUCGCAAAUUUUGCUUCGCUCACUAGCAAAGAAACCGGGCUUCAAAGAUACCAACUUUCAGGUGCUGAAAGGGAAGCUCGACACAGCGCGAACGGUGGUGGAACGUUUCGGCAUUACGACAACGACCGCCGAUUAUUUACUUACCGAUGUGACGGAGAAGCUGGGCGAUGCGAAAAAUGGAUCCCCGGCUGCCGCUCUGCUGACAGCGAUUGCCGAAGGUGGCGCUCGGUUAGACUACACCGUGCAGCGCGCCAUGGAGUUCGCCUUUGAGCAGCAAAAAUCACCCAAAGUGCAGCAAGAGGUGUUGCUGUGGGUGGCAACAGCGCUGCGUGAAUUUGGAUUCCAGGUCGAGGCGAAGGGUCUGCUGGAGAGCGCCCGUAAGGCGGUUCAGAGCAUUAAUCCGGCCGUACGUACCGCUGGCAUUGCACUGCUGGGCACGAUGUACCUAUUCAUGGGCCAACCGUUGACGAUGUUUUUCGACAAUGAAAAGCCGGCCUUAAAGCAACAGAUUAUGGCCGAAUUUGAGCGAUGCGCCGGUCAAAAGCCUCCAUCUCCGACACGGGGAGCCAGCGCGAAAUCGCCGUCCGCCGGUGGAGAUGAUGAUGAUGAUGACGCAGCCGAAGGUGGCGCCGAUGAACAAGUCGCACCGAUGGUUAACGUGAACGAUCUAUUGCCACGCAUUGAUAUUUCCGGACAAAUAACGGAAGCGCUGCUGACGGAGCUUUCGGAUAAGAAUUGGAAAACACGAAACGAGGGCUUGGUGCGGUUGCAAACAAUUAUUGCUGAAGCAAAACUCAUCAAACCGACGCUCGGGGAUUUGCCGCAGGUGCUGGCGCAACGGUUAGUUGACAGCAAUGCAAAGAUUGCGCAAACAUCGGUCGAGAUUUGUCAACAGAUGGCCAUUGCUAUGGGCCCGCCGUGUCGGCAGUACGUGCGUGCAUUUUUCCCCGGCUUUCUGAAAGGGCUUGGCGAUGGUAAAAGUUUCAUCCGAAGCGCUUGUCUUACCUGCAUCAAUACGUGGGGCGAACAGGCGGGCUAUAAAGAUUUCUUCGACGGUGAAAUGAUAGCCGAUGCGCUUAAGACCGGCAGUCCGCCACUGCGUACAGAACUUUACGCGUGGCUGGCGGAGAAAUUGCCCAACAUGCCCACGAAGAGCAUCCCGAAGGAUGAGCUGCAAGCUAUACUGCCGCAUCUGUACACACACAUUACGGAUCGUAGUGCGGACGUGCGCAAGAACGCCAAUGACACUAUACUGGGUGUGAUGAUACACCUUGGGUAUGAUGCAAUGGUGAAGGCGUUAGAUAAGCAAAAACCCAUCUCGAAGAAGGAUAUACAGGCAGCACUGGAUAAGACACGUCCAAACCUGCCCGUCAAGCAGCUCCCGCCGGCAAAGGCCGCACCGCCACCGGAAGAAGCAGCCGUCACUAGCAAGGGUGGACUGAAAUUGAAGACAACAAAGACAGCCGGUACCGGUGGCGCUGGUGGUGCUAGCGGUCGUUUGGGAUCCGGUUCGGCCGGCUCGGACAAGUCUGGUUCCGGUGGUGCCGGUGUUGGUAGCGCCGGCAGUGGUGGCGGCUCGUCGCGCAAGAAGGAGGAAGAUGCCGAUUCGUUGGCCCCUUUAUUGGUUGUAAACGGGCUCAAAAAGCAACGUUUCGUGGACGAACAGAAGCUAAAGGUGUUGAAGUGGACGUUCACCACACCGCGGGAGGAGUUUUACGAACUGCUUAAGGAGCAAAUGCAAACGGCCAACGUAAACAAAGCGCUAAUGGUGAACAUGUUUCACGAGGACUUCCGGUACCAUCUGAAGGUGAUCGAUGCACUGAUGGAAGAUUUGGCAACGAACGAGGAAGCACUGAUAUGCAACUUGGAUCUGGUGAUGAAAUGGUUGUCGUUGCGUUUCUACGACACAAACCCGUCCGUGCUGCUGAAAGGUUUGGAGUAUCUGAACCAGGUCUUUCAACGAUUGGUCGAUCGGCAGUACAUGCUAGCGGACAUCGAGGGUAGCUCGUUCGUGCCGCAUCUGCUGAUAAAGAUUGGCGACCCAAAGGAUGUGGUGCGGAACGGUGUGCGAACGCUACUACGCCAGAUCUGUUUGCUUUAUCCGUUCUCGAAGGUGUUCGUGUUCAUCAUGGAUGCGCUGAAAUCCAAAAAUGCCCGACAGCGUGCGGAAUGUUUGGACGAGUUGGGAUAUCUGAUUGAAACGUACGGGUUGACCGUGUGCCAACCGUCCCAACCGGUCGCACUGAAGGAAAUCGCACGCCACAUUUCCGAUCGUGAUAAUGCGGUUCGGAAUGCCGCGUUGAACGCUGUAGUGCAGGCUUACUUUUUGACCGGUGAAAAGAUUUACAAGCUGAUCGGUCAGCUGUCGGAUAAGGAUCUGUCGAUGUUGGAUGAGCGUAUCAAGCGCUCGAAAAAGACGACGGUGCUGCCGGUGAAAAAGUUACCGAUUCCGGGUACGAAUCUCAACGAAACUACGAUCGUGGGAAAGGAAAGCAUCCUUCCCGCGGUACAAGCACUAUCGUCCACCGUCGUUGGCGUUGGUGGUGUUGAUACCGGUGCGGAUGACGUGAUGGAUGAGGACGAAACAUUAAUACCUUCGCAUGCGGAUGCCGUAGCAGUACCGAUGAAAAUAAUUGUACCGGAGCCUCCACAGCCAAGAGUGGUGAAGGGUCCGUUCAAGCUCGAUGAGAAUGUGAUAGCAGAUAUCGAACGGAACUGGGUGAAGGCAGAUGAUCUCGGCAAAACCGCCCUAAACCCGAUCGAUGACGCCUUCAUCUACGAUGAGCUGACCGUGAUCGCCGUGAACGGUGUAUCCUAUCCGGAGGAGAAAUUCCGACAGCUCACCCAACGCAACCUGCUAUCGUCUGCGGGUUCUGGCGGACCGGGCGAAUCGCCCGUCCACCAUCAACACACGGUAUCCAGUAUUCGCCCCUCGCCAGAUGGUAGCGGACUGAUCCCCAAACCGAAACCUGCGCCUCCUGUCGUCGUACCAAGUUUGACCGAUGCUCUCCCAAAGAUGGAUCAAAACUUGGUACGCAUUAUACGCGGAAUCGGUAACACGGACAGUUACGCUGCACAUGCCGCCUUAAACGAGCUAACGGAUAUCAUGCAAUCGCCGGAGAAACAAGCCGUACUGCGUGGAUAUGAAGAAAUGUACAUACAACACGUACUACAGCAAUUUAAGAAUAUCCAGCAAAAGCCGAUAGCGGAAUCGAUGACCAUUUAUCAACCAUUGCUGCACAGUAUCUUCAUGUUUUUCGCCUCCAAAUCGCUCGGAAAGCACCUGACGAUCGUGUCGAUCAAAAACAUAAUCUCCGUGCUGUUGGGACUGAUGGCAGACAAUCGUCUGGUAACCGGUAUCGACGAUGCACAGUUCGUAAAGGUGGUAAACGGUAUCUGUCUGAAGAUUCUCGAUCGUACCAACUUUACCUACAUGAAUUGUGCCCUCAUCCGGUUGCUGAAGGAAUCCUGCCAGACCAGUUGCUUGCCAAAGUUUACCGAUCUACAGAUGAAGUGCAUCUGGCGUAACGUGAAGGUCAUACCGGACCGGUUGGCCGAGCUCGAUUAUGAGGCCGUGCUGCUCGAGGUGCACGAGUUUAUGCUUGCCCUUCCCUCGACCUGGUGGCAAUCGCGACCAUCCGAUAUGCCGCUGCGCACAGUUAAAACCAUCAUACACAAUAUGACCAAAAUCAAAGGUAACGCAAUACUGCAGCAUUUGAACACGAUCCCGACCCGUUCGGAGCUACACUCGUACGUGUUGCGCAUUCUGAAGAACAUCAAUAAGGAUGCGACGGGUACGGCGUUGGUCGGUGAUGGUGAAGCAGGCGGUAACACACCCUCGUUACGACCGGGCACAGCAACGGGUAUGAUGGUCACCGCCCAGAAUAACGCACUAAACACCGACAAUAACAACCAUGGCGGUACGCGCGGCACCAUGAUCAGUGGUGACGGGGACGGUAAUGGCUCGGUGGUCGGUUCGGAGUAUCAGAAAUAUAUCGCUGUAAAUGCUAGCGUCGAAAGCGGUGCUGACGGUGGUAAAGGUGGCCCACAAAACAAACAAAAUCCGGACUUUUGGAUGGAUCGACUAAAUCACCUUAUGAAAAAAACAACUGUUGGUGGGCAACCAAAUCGUGGAGUCAUGUUAGGGACGACCGGGACGCAACUAGACGGGACAACAGCAACGCUCGGUAGUGCGGCGGUGACCGGCGGUGGGAUAAUUACGGACGAAAAUUUAAACCUUAAUCAAAUGCAGGGAAGCAAAUUCAGCAUUCGCCGAGGGCUGGACGGGAUGGGGCUGGGGCAUGAAGCCAAUCACACCGGAACGCCCGUAGGUGGUGGUACGACUUCUCAGCGUCGCGAAUUGUUGCAGCAAAAAUUAGAGCAACUAAAGCAACAUAAGUGAAUUCUCUGCACGAAAGGCAUCAAGAGGAUAAGAGUCUCUAAACGGUCAGGAUCGGUCAGUCAGUAUACUCUAAACCGACAUUUGGCGGCAUACACACGUUUUGACGGGAAUUCUACAGGUGUAUAUGGGGUGCGAAUGAUGAUGAUGAUGAUGCCAUCAGCAAACAUUCCACGGCGAAACGCGUGUAACGCCCUUUUGUUCAGCACGGUAUUACGUCUUUGUCUCUCUUUGGGUCUCUUCUGCUCGUGCAGGUUGGGACACAUCCUGCCGAAAAGAAAAAAAAGAAAUACUCAUCCAUUCAAUCUUUCCAAUCUCCUCCCACGUCCUUAACCCCCCUCCCCCAAAAACAUCCAUCAGAACCUAGUUAAAAGAAAUAGUUGCGUUUAGAGCAAUAAGUGCAGCACCCAUAACAGAACAUCAACAUUACGCCUAGCGCACAAGCGACGCCGAUGGACUAGGCAGCAUCUAAGAUGCGUCCCACUAAUUAUUUCCGCUCCGGGUUUGUUUGUGUUGAAUUUUACGACUGAACGUGUAAUUUAAGUUUGUCUCUAAUACUAACAAAUCACUUCUUCGGAGCUGCCGCUUGUAUGUUGGCCGGUUCCCUCAGUACCCUUGUUGGAGCACACGAGUAGCAAACCACGUACUAGAAGUUAAGGUCCCAUUUUUUACCCCAUCAUUCACGUUACAUUGCGUUAGGGUUAUUUUGAACUGCGUUUUUAACUUAUUCUAGGUAAUGCAUUCGUGUAGCGUUCGAAAGAUAUUAAGCAAGAUUCAUCACACAUGGUUUUGUUUUGUCUGUUCUCAGUGUGCAGUGUACAACGUUAGUUUUUGGUUAGUGUUGUGCGUUGCAAACACGAGCUGUUUAGGAUUUUCCUCUCGAAACUGUUGAAAAUAUGUACCUUUUUUAUCGAAUAAUUCAUACCAGUGAAACACAUCCGUUUUUUGAAAAGACUUGCAGGUUAUAUACACAUUACUUAAACCUCUCACCACUACUACAUAUUGCAAAUACAUAAGGAUCGGGUUUGCGGGGAGACAACAGUUGGGAAAUAUAUUAGCCAAAAACAAAAAAAAAGUGGAAAAACAGGCGUAAUAUAUACACCAAAAACGCGCAUAGUUAACCUUCAGCAACAAAGUUAAUCUGCUUGCGUAGGAAUUUGUUACGUUUAGACCACAGCGUUUUCUUUACGAUGUUCCCUCUCCAUGACCUCUAUUUGCAAACGUUAAAAUAACUUUCUCCACCGUUGAUUGCAUGCUUGAAACGGGGAAAGUUGAACAGAGUUGAUUUUGUUUAUUUGUGUUUCUUUAGUAGUGCUAUUAGAUAGCGGUCAGUUUGUUUUGCCUAACAAAAAGCAUUCGGAAUCGUGCGUGAGUGUGUAUAACGAGAUUUCUGUUUGAGAUAUGUGUUAUCUUGCAAUAUCAGAUUACACCAAAAUUGGACGUUCCUGUGUUGUGAUUACGAAUCAAUUACGGUAUAUUGAUAAAUGUCUCUGGGAGUGAAGAAAAGAAAACAAAACCACUGAGACAGAAACGGAUAGCAUUCAACACAACGUAAUCAGUCUCACAAGAAUUGCUUAACCUGAUGAAAAUAAAAACAAACAACAACUAUAUUUGAAUAAUAUUAAUUCAUGUAAAAAGA